AUGCCUUCUAUAAAUAUUCAAAUCAAUAAACUAAAACAAUUUAUUGGUCUUGAUAAAUACGAAAUUAUUUUUGAUUCUGAUAUCAUGGAAAUGAAUCGAUUAAGUUUUAUAAAAAGUAUUGAAGGAAGAAAUGAUAUUGCUAUAAUUAUAGUUAAUAAUCAUAAUCAUAUUUAUGGAUGUUAUCAAAAACAAACAAUAAAACAUGCACAAGACCUACCUGAUUAUGUGAAUAGAACAGAGUCUAAUUAUUGUAUUGAUCCUGAUCACUUUAUUUUUUCAUUAUUAAGUGAUUCAAUCCCACCAACAAAAUGGAUGAAAGUUCCAACACCACAAAAAUUUUUAAAUGGAAUUAAAAUUAUGAAUACUCUAGAAAUACUACCAACCAAUUAUAGUCUAUUAACUGAUUAUAUUUUCUCUGUGGCUCAUGCUUUUGGAUUUUGGAAUCCCCAAUUAAAUGAAGAAGAAUCAGCUUAUGUAUUCUUUAAACUAAACGAAGCAUAUGUAAAUGGUCCAACUCAUUUAGAACUAACUGGAAUAAAUCAAGAUAACCCUAACUGUAACACAUAUUCUAAAAUCACCCGUUUAUUAGCUGUUCAGUUUUACUAA
Molecule: messenger RNA, 606 nt
Organism: Entamoeba dispar SAW760
Lineage: Eukaryota; Evosea; Mastigamoebida; Endamoebidae
Exons: 1
Coding region: 1-606 (201 amino acids)
Source: RefSeq, a predicted model, not a curated record